Molecule: messenger RNA, 879 nt
Organism: Fusarium coffeatum
Lineage: Eukaryota; Fungi; Ascomycota; Sordariomycetes; Hypocreales; Nectriaceae
Exons: 1
Coding region: 1-879 (292 amino acids)
Molecular function (GO): hydrolase activity
Source: RefSeq, a predicted model, not a curated record
AUGGCACCUCCAGAACUCGCACAGCUUAUUCCUCCCGAUUCAUGGGAUUCACAUAUGCAUAUUGUUGACGUUGAGAACUAUGAACUCGAUCCCUCAGCAACAUACCGUCCAACCUCUCACUCCCUUGAACAAGCUCUCGACUUUGAAGCCAGUGUUGGUCUUCAGAACAUUGUUCUUGUUCAGCCGUCUAUUUAUGGUUUAAACAACUCUUGCUUACUUGACGGCCUGCGUGAUCUUGGCUCUGAGCGUGGAAGGGGUGUUGUUGCGAUUGACCCUGAAGCUUAUGACGCUGAUGAGCUCCGCAAGUGGCAUGAGUUGGGCGUACGUGGAGUGAGACUCAACCUGCAGUCCGUUGGCGCAGAGCUGAAUGCCACCGAAUUGGAGAAGCAAUUGACACAGUAUGCCGAUGCUGUGAGACCAUUGGGAUGGGUCGUUCAAGUUUACGUUCCCAUGAAGAUGAUUGAGUUUCUCGAGCCCAUCAUCCCAAAACUCAACGUCAAGUUCUGCAUCGACCAUUUGGGACAACCGCCUCUGAAAGAAAACCAGGGUGUUGACAUGUAUGAAUUGCCAGGCUUCCCAUCUUUAGCUCGUCUGCUCAAAGAUGGUCUUACCUAUGUCAAGUUAUCGGCCCCUUAUCGCAUAGCUGCUCAAGCUGAUUAUAGCGACUUGGAUCCUCUUGCCAAGGAGGUCGUUCGUAUCGCUGGCAAGAGUCAUGUUGUUUUUGCGACCGAUUGGCCUCAUACUCGGUUCGAAGGUCUCGAUAUUAAGCCUUGGAUGGAGAAGGUAGUCAGUUGGUGUGGUGACGAACAGCUCAAGGAAAGGUUAUUCAGAGGAAACGCAGAAGAUUUGUGGGAUGUUAAGCGGUUGCCAAGGGCAUGA